GAGGCUAGAGCUCGAGCGGUUUGCGAGCGAGCACCGCUCUAGCGUCGCUAGAGCGGACACGGGCGUAUUGGUGCGGAGCCUGAGGUGUGCGCGCGCGGAGCGUGUUCUGUCCCGACUGUUAGCGCAGUGACGAACGCGGUCGCGGGUGACGAUCAUGACGACGACGACGACCGAGACAACGGCAAUGACGUUGCUGGAUCCUGGCCGCCGCGUUUCCUGAUCGGCUGCUGCUGCUGCUGCCGUGUGUCCGCCGGAUCCGCGUCGAUCCUCGAUAUUCCCGGCGCUACUUCCGCUCGGCUGCUUCCCGGUCGGCGAUCGCGCACGGGCCCGAGGAUCCUAGAUCACAGCGGGCCGAAGAUCGUUCCACAUUCCCGGCUGAGCGUGCGACCGGCCGCCCGUGAAGCUGAUCCGCGAAGUCUAGUGAAUAUUUUAAGCCUGACACGAGAGCCCGCAUGUAGGAAGAGGCGGCGCGGCGGCGGCUGAUUCACUGGUGACCGUUCCCGCACACGUAGGAGGAUCUGCACGCUCGUAAGAAUGCUGUCCUCCUCCUCGGGCUGCUAGGCGGACGCCGAGCUAGCUACCCCAGGUAGCUGACUUUCGCGCCUUCGAUCUCCGUACGUGUGCGCGAUCGCGAGUCGGAAAGAAAGGAAAAGGGAGAGACGACCUAGCGGGUCGCUAGAGCGAGAGACACCGGCCGAGGAACGGAGGCCGGGAGUGACGGCGGUAGAAAGAGAGAGCGAGAGAGAGAGAGCGAGAAAGAACGAGAUAGAGAGAGCGAGAGAGAGAGAGAAAGAGAGACAGAGAUAGAGAGAGAGGGCCACAUUCCGAGCGGAUCACGGAUGCUUAUAGAAGCGUUGCGUAACGGCGUCAGACGGACGGCGAAACCGCGGCUGCUCGGCCGUCGAGUUUCGACAAGUUCGACGACGACGGGGAAGCGGCCGCAUCCUCUUCUGGUGUCGAGGCGGGUGUCUGGAGGCGGGUACGCUGACUGAAGGGUCGGCCGCGUGUUCUCGGGCAGUGUGCUGGUGUUGGUUCGUUCGCGGAGGUCCGUUGGAACGCGUGAGACGGGAAACGUGGAGGCGGACAGGAAGGAUGGAGCAACGUCCAGGGGGACGCGCGCGCGAUUUUUGCUAACGGGCCGACACGACCACCGCGACCACGACGAAAACGACGAUAACGAAGACGAGGAAGAGGUGGAAGAAGAGGAGGACGAGGAAGACGUGGGCGGCGGGGAGCAGAGGCGGCGGCGGGGGAGGCGGAGGCGGCGGCGGAGGAGCACCGGUGCAGAGAGAUGCAGCAACAGCCACAGUCUGGCCAACAGUCCGGGGCACCGAACGGGGUGGCAGGUGGUGCCCAAUUGCCGCAAACAGGUGGCAUAGGCACGGCCCAACCUGGAGCGACAGGUACCGCCACCGCGGCGUCAAAUCGCGCCCAGGUUAACGGCGGCAGAUUCGAUUUCGACGAUGGCGGCACCUUCUGCGGCGGUUGGGAGGACGGCAAGGCCCACAGGCACGGGGUCUGCACCGGACCCAAGGGCCAGGGAGCCUACUCCGGCAGCUGGCACUUCGGCUUCGAGGUCUCCGGCGUCUACACCUGGCCUAGCGGAUCGGCUUACGAGGGCCAGUGGCAGAAUGGGAAGCGGCACGGGCUCGGCAUGGAAACCCGGGGCCGGUGGAUAUACCGCGGUGAAUGGACGCAAGGAUUCAAGGGUCGAUACGGUGUCAGACAAUCGACCACGUCCACGGCGAGGUACGAGGGCACGUGGGCGAGCGGUCUCCAGGAUGGAUAUGGCUCCGAGACCUACGCCGACAGCGGUACCUAUCAAGGCCAGUGGCACCGUGGAAUGAGGCACGGUUAUGGUGUAAGAGCAAGCGCACCCUUCGGUUUAGCCAGUCAUUACAAGCCGUCGAAGCAAGUCAGAGCGUCGUUGACGUCCUUGAGGAGUGCGGAUGGCGGAGGACCAGUCGCCCCGACACCGGAACCAACCGACAAGAGGGACCGUCGUGUCGACGACAGCAGGGGCGGUUUUGUAUUGAAAGCUAGAAGCGACGAUCCUCCAGCCAGGAGGAAGAGCCUCACCGAGAAGUCCUUGAAGAAGGGAAUCCUCUCGGGACUGAAAAUUCGAAAACAGAGGAGCACAGGUGACUUGGAGAAACGCGGCACCGGUGGCAGUAUUAGAAGCAACGUUAGCUCGGCGUCAUGGAUGUCGACAGAGAGCUCGCAGAGUCAAGCAUCUGCAUCCGUUCACACGGACAGCAACGCGUCCUUUGUCAUCGAGGACGAGCAGAUGGACGCCUCGGUGACGGAGACCUACCUGGGCGAAUGGAAGAACGACAAGCGGACAGGGUUCGGGAUAUCGGAGCGUAGCGACGGUCUCCGGUACGAGGGCGAGUGGUUCAACAACCGGAAGUACGGCUACGGCGUGACGACGUUCCGCGACGGGACGAAGGAGGAGGGCAAGUACAAGAACAACGUGCUGAUCAGCAGCCAGAAGAAGAAGCACCUGUUCCUGAUCAGGUCGGCGAAGUUCCGCGAGAGGAUAGAGGCGGCGGUGAACGCGGCCCAGCGGGCGAGCAAGAUCGCGCUUCAGAAAGCGGACAUCGCGAUCUCGCGUGCGGCGGCGGCGCGCGGCCGAGCGGAAUUGGCGGACAUCGCGGCUCAGCACGCGAGAGAGGACUCGGAGCUGGCGCAGCAGACUGCCAAGCAGUUCGCGCCGGACUUCCGGCAGCCGGGGCUGGAGAGGUUACGGACCAGGGAGAUCCCGAAGUACGUGCCGCCCCCGCAGGACAGCGUUCCGAGGAAGAGCAUCCUGCAGAAGGCGGGCAGCGUGGACCAGCCCGGUCUCCAAGCUCCCACGAAGAGCCCGAUCUCGUCCAUAGAGCCCACGUCGACCACCAGCACGUCCACCGUCAGCAACAUGAUGCAGUCGAUCAGGCGGGCCAGCAUGAAGCAGAACCAGCUGCCGCAGAACCCUCUGCUGGCGAACCAGCUGCCGCAGAGCCAGAACCCGCUGCCGCAGAACCAGCUCACCCAGAAUCAGAUACCCACCCAGGUGACUCCCGCGCAACUGGUGAACCAGUUGCCGCUGAGCCAGCUGAACCAGACUACCCUGAGCGGCCAGAACCUUUACCAAACACAGUUCCCGCCGCAGAUGCCCCAGAAUCUCGUGCCGCAGGGCCAGUACCCUAACAGUUUACCGAAUCAGUAUCAGCAGCCGGGCCAGUACCCCGGAGGCCCGUUCCUCCCGCAAUCUCAGUUUCCUGUUCAGGGUAGUCCGUACGGUCAGCCGCAGUACCAACCGAUCAGCCCGCCACAGGCCGACCCGUACUCUUAUCAGCAGCAGAUGGCUAGCCCCCAAGGCUACCAGAAUGUCCAGGCAUAUCCCAAUCAGCAGAUGACACUACCGAAUCAGUACGGGCCUGGUCAGAUGAGCCAGUACGGCUCGCAGCAGUUGUACGGGCAACAGCCGCCACCGCCUCAGCAAACGCAGGUUCCGCAGCAGUAUCAGCCCGACGGGAUCGGGGACCCGCAACGACCACCGAGUUCGACGAGUAUACGAAGAAACAGCAGGGUCUUGACCCCGCAAGAUCGACCCGAGACUAUUGGCCAAACUCUGAACGACAGACUAGAUCAUUACAAGAGGCCGCCCAGCCGCGAUAGUUCCGUGGAUCGUUACGCUAGAGCGCAUUCCCGGUUGACUGGAUCGAGGCAGCCGUCCGUCGAUAAAACCAUCACGAACCCGCCCCAGGAUAUGCUCGACAGAUCAACGAGAGCACCGAGCGUGAUCCGAUCAGGCACGCCUUUGAACGGAUCUGUGGUGGGCAGCGGCACCGCGACGCCGACGUACGCCGCCUCGACUUCCGGUCAGUUCGAGGGCGCUCUGCUGAAGAAUCGUGGCCUUGGACAGGACAUUCUACCGAGCCAGGGACAGCCUAAGCGCACCGAAAGCCUCUACGUCGCUCCCGGACGCGGUCCAACCGCAUCCGUUGGCGGCGGCGGAGGCGGAGGCGGUGGCGGCGGGGGCGGAGGACCGAAGGACGCAGGCCGGACGGUCCCCGCCUUCGCCGCAACGUCGAAGGGCCGCGCAACCCUAUGAGUAUAAGUAUUAUAAUCAAAUAUGUACACACUGCGAUUUGGCGGGAGGUGGCGAGAAGCUCAAGUCGCGUUUUCCUCGCGUGUUUUCACUCUCCUGGCCGAGAAACCCGGCACGCGGUCUCACCCUGGAUGCUCGAGCGGCGGCGGAAACUUUAGGGGACGUUCUCCGAGACGGUUAGGGCACUCCGGUAUACGGCAGUGCGGUGUCCGGGAGUCGUUUAGCGAGGAUAACUUAGGCUAAGGUUGAACGCUGGUGGACGGGCUUAGGUGGACGUAGUCGUACGAUUUUAUAGAUUUUUUCUAGACAUUUCGUUUCUCCGCGAUUAUUUCGACGCUUCGUGACGGUUCGUUCGUUGGUUCGAGUCUUCGCGAAUUGGACUGCGGACUUUUAUGCAUUUAUAGCAAAAAGAAUGGAUAAACGAGGCUAUCGAAGACAGAAGAGAAAUUACGAAUACUAUUACUUUUACUUUCACUGUAUCAACGUUGUUAAAAGAAUAAAUACUUUUUUUAUGUAACUUCUAAUUAUAUAAUGGACGAGGACAAUUUUUAUUUCGCAUAAAGAUCCGUGAUCUAGUCGUAAGAUGCGGGAGCCACGUUGACAUUUAUUUCAUGCUAUCGUAACUUUAAUUAGCUGAAAAUAAUGCAAGGGUAUCGGCGAAGUUCUUCAAAUGAUUUAACCAUCUCGCAUUCGAUCUACGCUCGUUUUUUCUCAUAAACACAUAAAAUCCUCGGUCUAUUUAUAAGAUACAUUAUCUAACGUUAUCUCGCGAAUAUUCAUUUUGAGUACAAUCGUAAAUGUAAAUCUACAAUUGCGAGCCUACGAGAUUCAAGGAGAAAGUUGUUACUCUUUUAUGCCGAUGAACAUACGUUCGAUCUCUUUGACAGCCUACGUGAAUUCCUGUGAUACUUGAAGUGAUCCUACGCGACAAAGCAACCCACGAUGUUACAAAAGCGAUCUUCGCUUAAAGGCAAAAACGCGUACAAAGAACGGAUCCGCGAAGUCCACAAAGAAACGUGUUAUCCCUUUCAUCUCUUCGAUAUUCUCGGGACUCUCGAACAGCCUAAAUAAAUUCAUGCCUCGCAUCCGGUAACUUUAUACAACAAAGCCAAAGGAUCGUAAAGGAUCUAAAGAAUCGCGAAGGAUCGUGAAGGAUCCGCAUUUAUUAAUAAGAACACGGUCGAAGGAUCGCGUGAUAUCUGUCGCCUAACGACAUCGUCUCCGAUAAACGCUUUAUUUUUCAGAAGCUUCGUACCUAACGCGCGAACGUACGCGGCAUUUGCCCGGAGGCUGGUAAAGUAUCAUUCCUUAUCACGAACGUCCCGACGACAGGACUUACUAUAUACUAGAAGAAAUCCGCCGAUAAAUCCUAAGUACCGUCCCCGUCCACCGGCGAAGGUAGUUUAACUUGUUCGUCGUACCGUGUCGCAGUGUAUCUAGUGUUCAUAGAGUUCAAUGUCUGUCGCAGGGUGUCACGUUGUGUUCCUUGUAACCGAGGCUGCUUGUACAGCGUGCUUAUUUACUCGAUAAAAGGAAGUCUCGAUUUUGCUCGAGAAAAAAGACAAAAAAAAAGAAAAGAAGAAAUACAGUAGAGAGCGAGCUCGCUCGACGAUCCAGGGUGAACUCGCGACGCAGCCCCGCAGACUUCUCUGCGCUCCACGUUCCGCCGGCCAAGCCGGCCCAGAUGUUCGCGCGUUCCCGGGGUCCCGGAGAUCGUGUGUUUAAUUGAAAAGGCUCGUCGUCGACCGGUGAUCACGGUGAUCAUUCCGGGACCGUGCCAAAGACGACCACCCUCGGACACGGUGCUUCCCGCGUGCCGGACCAUGCACGCGUGUUCGCGCGCCAGCGCUCCUCGGAUCGGUCGAUCGAACAACAACAACGCGUCGAGAUACACCAUCCCCAUUCUGGGUGCGUGUGUGUGCGCGGACAAGGUUUAGACGAGCGGACGGCCACGGUUCUCGCGGUUUAUACGUCGUGGCCGGCCCUCGACGGGAACAGAGACCGGAACCGUUGUUUGGCAGGUCGAGAAGAAAAAUAUUUUCAGAUCGACACUUUAGUCUCGCCGGUACACCAGCCAGACUAGCCGCGAGGCUGCGGGGCAAGGGUCAUGACGGCAAGCUAAUUCGGUGGAUUAGGCGAACGCUGUUUAUGGUCCUCGGUGCUGUUUGCGCACGUGGCGGGUUCGAUCCGCUUCGAAUUUUCUAACCGAGUCCGGAUGGAUUUCCGUCCGAUAAAAAUAAUCAUGACACGUUGCACAGAUCGUUUUCUGUAUCGCAGUUGCACUUUUUGAUUCCUGAGAGGAUAUUCGGGGUCGUUCAAAAGUCAGUCCUUCGUUUGGUACUGAUUUUUUAAAGAAUAUUUAGGUUAACGUCGAUUUUUGUGUACAAAUUUUUGUAAAAUUUCGUGGAAACUUGUCAUACGGAUAAAUUGAUGAGAAAUUACGAUAUUUUUUCCGGCAAUACUUCAUCGUUCGAAAUAUUAACCCUUAGCACUCGGAAGAUUUUUCUGAAAGUUUGCAGAAAUUGCGAUCUUGCUAUACAAAGCUGAAAUAGAAUUCGAUUUCACCGCUGUGAAAUUUUAUAGGAAUUAAUGAAUAAAAGAUUUCGUGUUCAUUUGUUUUAAAUGAUUACCUUACGAUAUAAAGAAAUAAAAAUUAAGGAGAAAUGCCACUUCUACCGUAUCGGUUCGAAUGCUUUCAAUGUUACUGGAAUUUUCUCAUGAUUUUCGAAUGCGCUAAGAAACGUCUGGCAUUGAUAGCACGAUGCUCGAGAAUCUCGCGACAAAUGCGAUUAAUUAAGGAGCCUAGAUAUCUCGCGCGAAAUUCAAAGAACGUGUCUAAUAAUAGAAGCUCCUUUUGUCGGCCGCGAUGACAAAAAGAGCGGCCAAGAAAAAUUGGUGCCCGGACAAUGGAGCCGAACAAUGCGGGAGGCAAGGAUGACUCAGAAAUUUCGAAAGAUUGAAUCCGCAAACAGUGUGUCACGGUGAGUCACCGGAGGAACAAACGUGGUUCAGUGACCUGUGUUCGGUAAAAUACGGCAAAAAGGAUCGACUUAGCGAGCUCCCCUGAAAAAAAAUCCGUUCCGCAGCCUCGUCCGUAGACUUCCGCGACUCUUUCCAACUUCUCAAGAUGUGAAUUAGCGAAGCAGAACUUGUACCUGGUCGUAGAUUGUUAUUUAGCCACUGCGUACAUCUAUACGCGUAGACGACGAACCGCGGCAUGCGGAUCGAUAGACAGUUAAUCCUUCCGGCGUAGAAUCUUGAAGUUUUAAACAGAAAAAUCUAGGGAAAAAACACACACAAACGAGGAGCAUCUCCGUGACUAGGCUUCGUAAAGAGUAACUUAUAUCGAUCGAGCGGAACGAGAGAUGACGACGCCUAACGAGGCCGAAAGGGUUAAGCCGAAUUUCGGCAUCGAACGAAACGAGCGACGUUCUUCACGCCUUCUUGUCAGAGACAGACGAAAUUAUUUUUUUAUGGGAAGCACAAUAGACGUAGCCGAACGGUGAACGAAGGUUUACCAUGCCCUCGGAUCGAGCACGUUAAUUGCGAUCCAUCUGCCGAUGUCGCGAUCGUUUCGAUGAUCCUCUGUACUCGAGACAUCGACGACGGCGUUCAGUUGAUCUCCGGUUCGAUUUUCCUCGUUAGUCUCGCGCGAGACUCGGGACAGAAAGCGUGAUACCGAUUCCAAUUGGCUGGCGCGCCGGUGGGCGGAGUCGGUGGGCGUGGCGUUCGACGCGCCGAGGUGGAGACUGACGGAGACGCCAACGAGGAAAAACUGACCUGAAUUUCUGUGCCUGAAGAAAAAUCAAAUACGCGAACACUGAUGAUUCUUUUUCUCGGAACGAUAUAUUCGUCUCUCAAAAGCUGUCCUAUAAAAUUCUCUGAAAAGUUUCGAAGCGCCGUGGAUUCGGUAUCGUAUCGAUUCCUAAAAAGUAUCCGUCGCAUACGAGUGAAAGGGUCGCGACAUCGGCAGUGAAGGUGGCGCAAGUGCGAGGAAAGUGCGAGAAAAGUGCAAGAAAGUGUACGCGACACGUUCGCACAGGAUCCGCUUUGAACACUCCCAUCGCGCUUGAACGCGGCCAGUUCCCCCGGCAGCCGUGUAAAUAACACGCCCCUUUCCGAGUCCCGCCGCCAUUUUCCGUUGCCACGCCCCUCGAGUCGAGACGACUGUCGAGAGCACGCACGACCACGCACGCACAGAAAUUGAUUUCGAAGCCCAGCACUCGGUGUCUACGUCCAUUAAUUAAGCGCAGUAACCUAACGACGUCCAAUUGAAUAAGCAAUUCGAGGAGAACCGAGAAGGUAAGGUUCCGCGCGCGGUGUGGAGGCGGGGACCCGGUUUCUUGUCGAUCUUUCUAUCGCCUCUUGUUUCUCCUAACACUCUGUUCUGACAACAGCUUCUAACACCCGUCCCGAGAGCUUUCCCGCAUCAACAGGGUAUAUACGCCAUCUCCUAUCUAAUCCGGAACACUUGCGACCCUGUCACCGUCGGAUUUACUUUUUACCUCCUCCGCGAGGUCACAGGCCACGCCCCCGAUCCCCUCCACCGACACUAACCUGUGUCACGACUGGCUCGGUGACUUCGCGGGGCCUACCAACGAUGAUCUUUUUCUCUCCUCCACCUCCACGCCGCUUGUUUGCUCCUGUUUUUUGAUCAGAGACAUUAUUUUUCUAACGCAUGCUUCUAUGACGUAGCGUCACUCUGUAAAGUUUAUGAUAUACUCUGUACCAGCUCCACAGGAUACACGGUCUGUCCCACUCGAGACGGAACACGCCCACCUCCUCUGUUCGUCGGUGGUGCGACAAAUGUUUCAAACACUGUUUUAUGAUUUCUUUUUAGGUUGUCAUUAUUCUUAUCUGAAACGUACACCUUCUAUUUAUUAUUACCGCGUAGCACGUGUUAAAUAUUCGCAAUUUCUAAGCUUGAUCAU
This is a messenger RNA of Megalopta genalis, 9024 nucleotides long. RefSeq lists its product as uncharacterized. NCBI's taxonomy places the organism in Eukaryota, Metazoa, Arthropoda, Insecta, Hymenoptera, Halictidae. The record is from RefSeq and is a predicted model, not a curated record. Gene Ontology annotation, cellular component: plasma membrane; junctional membrane complex; endoplasmic reticulum membrane.